Messenger RNA from Frieseomelitta varia, 3768 nucleotides. RefSeq lists its product as uncharacterized. The coding region runs from base 561 to 3248 and encodes 895 amino acids. The transcript is spliced from 4 exons. The record is from RefSeq and is a predicted model, not a curated record. NCBI's taxonomy places the organism in Eukaryota, Metazoa, Arthropoda, Insecta, Hymenoptera, Apidae.
GCAUGCCACCGACCACAGUUUGAAAGCAACCUCCGUCAUGAUCGCGUCAGCUGGCUUCUAGUUGCCCCACCUCAUCGGAAACAAGCCGCCGUCCGCGCGCGUGUUUGGACUAGCUCGCGGCGGGUAUCCGCUCGAGCAAUUUUCCGUCCACUUCUGAUCUCUUUCACUGUCUCUACGCGAGUACGUAGUUCCAGCCCCCCAUCGAUCGAUCCAAAGAAAUCCCGUUCCGUAAGGAUCGAUAUUUCCAGUUAAAGUCCAGAAACGACUUGUCUAGUGCCUGUCUUGAUUUUUGUUCAUCUUUUGGAGCAUUAAGUAGAGUGUAUUUAAAAGAAGUUAGUUUCUUAGGAGAAACAAGCUUGCCGGCGGCGAAGACAAAUGUGAUCUCGAGGAGGAGUAGGAGGAUCCAGAUCGAUGAAAGUGUGGCCGGCGUUCGAGUAACGGUGCGCGGUAAACGAUGUGAGGAAGAUCACCGCGCGAGAGAAUCGAAGACGAUCGAUCGCGGUCGUCGAACAACACGGUCUUUUGUUCCCUUGGAGGAUCGUCGUGUUGGAUCAAGGAAGAUGAGCGGCAGAAGAAGAGUGUUCAGUGCCCUGAACGGGCUAAAGUGUGAUCGUGCUAUCGUAUGGUCGGUGUUCUUGUGGUGUCUGGUAUUUCUGUCUGGUAACGUCGAGAGUGCACCGCCUGGGAUAUGCGCGAUGGACGGCUGCAACUGCACCGUCAAGGCGCACCGCUGGAUUAACGUCAAGUGUGUCUUCUCUGACGAUCAGGACGUAGAAUUACUGGAGGGAACCAUUCCAUCGGAGGCGAUGGAGGUGGAGGUCUCUCACUGCAGGGAGUUGAGGAUCCAGUCGGGCGCAUUCGCGGAUGGCGCGCCUUUGAAACGGGUUCACGUGUCAGGGAUCUACAGCCUGGUGGCUAAGAGGCAAGCGUUCCAGAAUCUGAGCGCGCCGAACACGCACCUCGAAGUGUCUGAGUGCAACAGCGUGAUCCUAGAGAGUCACGCGUUCAGAAAUUCGCGAGGAACGCUGAGCGUUUCGAUAUCGAGAUGCAGGAACGUGGGGAUCAAACCGAACGCUUUCUCCAGGCUACUCUGGAUCACGAUCAGGGAGGUGCCGAUGCUGGAGCUGGCUAGCAACGCGUUCAAACUCGAGGCUUCUCAACACGGCAGGCAUGGACCAGCGACCAAGAUUAUGUUCCAAAGUGUGAGAAUCACGGAGUUGCCGACAGCGGUGUUUCCAUCAGCGGUAGCGGAAGUCCGGAUGGACGACAUCUGGACAAAGGUGAUCCGCAAGAACGCGUUCUGCGCGAUGACCAUCUUCAGCGUGACCAUAAGCAACGCGUCGAUCCUGGAGAUCGAGACCGGUGCGUUCAGCGACAGAGCGUUGAUCCAGAGCUUGGAGUUCGUCGACGUUAGAUUGAAGAGCAUAGAGAGAGGAGCCUUCCGGGCUGGCCACGACAACCUUACGAUACAAUAUUCAAGGCUCUCCGAAGUGGAGACCGGCGCCAUCGACAUAUCCGCCGCGACGGUCAGCUUCAACAACAACGAGUUCCUGAGCCUGCACCAGGGCGCGAUCGUUCUGCACCAGUGGAACCACAUAGCCAUCGACUACAAUCUGUUCGUCGAUUUGGAGACGGACGCGAUUACCGCGGAGGUGGACGCCACGUCGGCGCCGAAUUUCGAGUUCUCGUUCACGGGGAAUCACAUAGAGAGGGCGAGGCCGGGCUCGCUGAAAUUCGCCGCGAUCUCGCAGCGAGUGAACACCGCCAGGGUUGGCAAUAAUUACUUCAAGGAGAAGUGUAGAUGCGGCCUGGACGGUUGGAUACGAGAAGUGACGGGCAAGAACAGCUCCGUUUCGUGGAUGAUGGAUUCGAGCUACUGCGUGGUCGACCAGCUUCUCGACAGGUGCUUCAACCUUCCACAAGGCUACAUGUCUAUGAGAAAUUUCACCAAGAUCAUCUGCGGACCUGGCGGUCACAUCGUCUGCGAAAAGCCAUCUGCCAAGCCGGAGCCAAGCGUCAGUCCACCGAGCGUCGGCCCGCACGUCUAUCCAAGGCACAAGGGUUACUUCGACGUGGAGAUGAGCGACUCGGAGCAAUUGCAACGCGAGAAGAGAAUCAUCGUAGUGAUCUGUGUAGUGGCAGUGUUCGUCGUGCUGGUGGUCAUCCUCGCCUCUGGGAUUCUAUACAUGCGUCGAAGCGGUGUCUGCCCAAAGUUAACGUCCGGUCAUCUGAUGAAUCUGACCAGCUGGUUGUCACCCAGUAGCGGAAUGACCGCUGCCACGUCUGCCAGAUCGAUAUCCAGGUUAAGCGUGCACGAGUACGCGGGUCUUCAACCAGAGACGCGGAUUCUGGAGGUGGAAACUCAAGCAGAGGCGACAGAGGAAUACGAGGAAGACGUCGAAGGGUUGUAUCCAUACACCGAGAACAAGGCCACGCAAACGUUGCCCGAAGAGUUGACGGAGGAGUACCUAAGGGACCUCCGAGAGAGAUUGAACGAUCCUGACAACUACAAUCAAGCGAGAGACAUGAUCGAGCAUCUGUACGAUCUGAUCAAAGUGGAGGAGAGCUGUAACAACAACAACGACAGGCAACCGUCGGGCAGGGAGGAGAACGCGUACGACGUGAUUCAACCGAGGCAGAGGAGACUCAGGGGUGCGCCAAAGCCAUCCGUCAGCGUUGGCACGAAAGCGCCGUCGUUGGAGAAACUAUUGCCGAGCGCGAUACAACCAAGACCACCACUGACCGAGUAUACAGAGCCUCGCGAUCAAAAACCAAGCGAGCAGAAUCAUCUGUACGCUGAGUUACCUGGCGACGAGACCGUUCCCAGUACCAGUCGACUGUCUCAACCAAUCUUGGCGACCUUGGCUGGAAGAGCGCCACAACCACUGCCACCGGACGUCGUGAACGACCACCUGCUGAUCAACGACCACUCGAAUCAGAUGUUUAGUUGCCCGAAGACUGAGAAUCAUCGGCCUCCGGACAGCCCAAAGUUCGAAGCCUCCAGAAAUCCCGGUAGACCGAUGAGUUUCCUGAAGGCUCUCGGUGAGAGUAUUCUCGGUGGUUCCAAGUCGAACAACAAGAAAAGGCCCAAUUCUUUGCUCUGCGAGUACGCGGAGCCUUCCGACGCGACUGCCCACCUGUACUCGGAACUACCGGAACCUCAAACGUCGACUCCGGCGGGGAAAAUGGCCAACAGGCCGCUACCCACCAAACCCGACCAAGACUCCGCGAGCAUGGCGAGGGCAUAACAAACGCCCGUCGUCGAUUGUCUGUGAUAAGUGCGUGAGAGUGGCAACGCUACCACCAAGUGAAUCGUGCUCUCUCUCUCUCUCUCUCUCUCUUUCUCCUUCUCGUUGCGUUGUGUUUCCUAAUAAUGAUCGUUCGUCGCAGCAACGAUGAAUUUGUGCCUGGUGUCCGAGCGUGUCAGUCCGAGAGUUUCGUGGAGAAGGAAGAAACAGCCAGAACAAAGUGCCAGAGAUAUGUAAGAACACUUUUUACGAUGCUAGUUUAUAAGAAGUUUUUGUAUAAAAGAAAAGGCAAAAGAAAGGAAGAAAAAUAGGGAAAUUGACGGGAAGGAUGAACCUGUUCCUCCGUUCAGGUUACGUCGUAACUUGUGCUCUUCGUUCGUGUGGAUUGAACCGGUAUGGUUCGUUAGACGAGCGACGAGAGACGAGUUUUAUUUAACGACCGGCUCCGAGACGCGGAUGUAUUAUAGAUUUAUAUAUAUAUUUGCUUCGUCAGGUAUUAUUAAAGGAGUAUUUCACAUUC